AUGGCAGUCAUCAACAUUGAAAUGAUCUUCGACAUCGUAUGCGCUUGGUGCUACAUCGGGAAACGCACCCUAGACAAAGCCAUCAGCAUACACCAAAGGACAUACCCAGGCGGCAAAAACGACAUCUUCAACAUAACCUUGCAGCCUUACUACCUGAAUUAUACCGUCGUUCAGUCACCAGAUCGAUCCCCCCGGGAUGUGGCAACAGCAGCAGCAGCAGCGCCAACAAUCGACAAACAAGAACUCGCAAAAACAAAACUGAAGCACAUGAGCGAGCAGCAAAAGAUAGCUCUGGAGCAGCGGAUGAAUCAAAUCGGAAGUUCUGUGGGCAUUCAUUUCAGAUCAGGAGGGAAGAUUGGAAGUACGCGAGCAGCCCAUCAUUUGAUUCAUCUUGCUCAAUUAAAUGACCAGAAAGGCAAUGGCCAAGGGGCCUCAAAUGCUAGUGUCGCUAAUGCCCUCGUUGCAAGAUUAUUUGAGGCUUAUCAUGAACUUGAGAUGGAUGUUUCUGAUCGAGAUGCACUGCGCAAGAUUGCAGUAGAUGAUGAUAUUGCACUUGAUUCGGAAGCUGUGGGUGAAUGUUUAGAUUUUUGUUUUGAUGCUUCUUCAUCUUCAUUUGCGUCAUCUGUUCUUGUAUCAGAUGAGAAUGGUGGGAAAGAAAGUAUUGUUGAUAGACGAGCUCGUGAAAAUCGUCUGCGGACGAAUACUAGUGUGCCGAUGUUCAUCAUCCAGGGCGAGUAUCGUAUUGAUGGUGCACAGGAUUUGAUGGAGUUUGUGGAGAUAUUCGGGAAGAUUAGGGAGAGUACUAAUUCGAUUUGA
Messenger RNA from Talaromyces stipitatus ATCC 10500, 816 nucleotides. RefSeq names its product DSBA-like thioredoxin domain protein. The record is from RefSeq and is a predicted model, not a curated record. NCBI's taxonomy places the organism in Eukaryota, Fungi, Ascomycota, Eurotiomycetes, Eurotiales, Trichocomaceae. The transcript has 2 exons. Gene Ontology annotation, molecular function: oxidoreductase activity. The coding region runs from base 1 to 816 and encodes 271 amino acids.